Molecule: messenger RNA, 939 nt
Organism: Talaromyces marneffei
Lineage: Eukaryota; Fungi; Ascomycota; Eurotiomycetes; Eurotiales; Trichocomaceae
Exons: 1
Coding region: 1-939 (312 amino acids)
Source: RefSeq, a predicted model, not a curated record
AUGGAACAGUUAUCUGGUCUAACAGUCGAACUUGAAAGCAGAAGCCAAUCAUGCCGCGAUCAAUUAACGAAGCUUGGUGCUCCUCGACCAACAGUAGACCAACAACGACAACAUCUACUACAUAUUAGUCACCAUUUUCAUCUCCUCGCUCAAGCUGCCAUGGACGGCUCCUACAAGGAUCAAUUCUUCGAAGAUACAAAAUCUCCAGACGGCUUAAAAAGGCGCCUGCGAGCCAUCAUUCAGACGCAAAGCGACCAUUUCGCCAAUGACAUGGCAGGAAGAGGCCAUCGUUUCGAAAUUUAUCAACAAGGCUUCAACAGAGCGGCUGUGCCGCAGGGCAUUAUUCCAUUCACAAAAGAGGAUAUGACUGAGCAUAUCAGACAUUUGAUGUUGCAGACUAGAGGGAAAGAGUUAUCUUCAUCAACGAAUUCCAUGGUUGUGGCGGACCUAUUUCGGGAGAAUUCAGCUCCUUGGGGGGAUUUGGCUCAUGAUUACAUUGCAUCGAUUUGGAAAGCUGUUGAGGGGUUUGUUCAUCAAGCAAUUACUCAAAUUGCUGGCCCCACGACUGCCCAGGUUAUCUUUUCAGAAGUCUUACAGCCUGCUUUGAAUAUCUUGAGAGACGAUCUGAGAUCUAAAACUGAGGAGCUGUUGAUGCCGUACAAAUUCAAGCACCCCAUUACGUAUCAUCGAGACUUUCUGGCAACAGUUCAAAGACACCACGAGCAUUGCCAGGUCAGUGAUAUUGCGAGGAUCCUCAGUGGGUACUUCGAUGACCUUAAUAAUGCCAUGGUUCAGGCAAGACAGGACAUUACUUCACUUGCGAGGGGGUUGAUACCUCCUACCGAUACUGAUACUGAACUCGCAUGCGCGGAUGCAUAUGAUUGUAUGAUGAUUUAUUACAAGGUCAAUUACCUCAUUUCCAUAUUUCUAGGAGUUUGA